AUGUCCGAGAAGCAGCCACCAACGGGCCGAGGCCUCGGCGAGCGGGAUGAGCAGCCGCCACCAUACUACCAAGCCCACCACGAUCGCGUGAAUGAGGAGGAGCCGCGCCGUGGCUUCGGAGAAGGCCAGCGGUCGCGCACCGCACGGGCCGUUGCCGAGUUUCCCGAGUACCAGCGGGUCCAACGCGUCUCCCACGAGCGCCAGGAAGAGUUCCGCAACACCAUAGCAGGUGACAAGCAGCCUGAGCGGCGGCAGCCUGAGCAGCAGCGUGCCCGACACCCCCAAGUGCAGGAGGAAGACGAAGGCGCGCGUGAUGACCGCCAGCAAUACGAAGAAGCUUCUGCUCCGAAAGCCACUCCUGGCAAGAAGCGUUACAAUCUGGAACCCAUCGAGCACGUCAAGCAACGCGCCGAGCAAGCACCCCCCUCCGCUGAGAAGUACCUCCUUCUGCUUUGGGUUGGGCUGGUUUCUGUCGUGACUGGCCGUAGCCCCACAAGAAAGACGCAACUGCUACGGCUGUUGCAGGAUUCGAAACAACGCGCCGAGGAGGAAGAAUACCUUGCGUGCGACUUAGACAGCUUUGACCGCAUCGAGGACGACAUCAACGCAGCCCAGUGGGAGGAGGCUCGCGCCAAAACCGAGUGCUUGCUGAGCGUCAUCCGCCCGUUUGACAUCCACAAGACACGGUACCUCAUCGGCCAGAGCCGCGUGUACGCAGCGGCAAUGAAAGGCAGAAACGUCAUCGUCUUCCUCGGUCGCUCGGGCGCCGGCAAAUCCACCACCCUGCUCUACCUCUCCGGCUGCGAGAUGAUCCAGCGCGACAACGUCUAUCACGACAUUGGCCCUGCCCCCGGCGCUGCCCCCGAGGGCUUCAACGUCAACCCAAACCCCGAGUCAGAGACAGCGUACGUGCGUGACCUUCGCCUGCCAGCUGAGUUUGUGGACGAACUCGAUGUUGACCUGGACGACGACACAAUGGACAUCUUCAUGCUCGACACCCCAGGCAUUGGAGAUAACUGCGGUCCAGAGGUUGACGUCGCCAACACCAUCGGCAUCCACCACGCCCUCAAGUCAUGCAAGGGCUUCUGGCCCGUCGUUGUGCUCUCAAAACGCGACGGAAACAACUUUGAGCAGAGCAGAGACAGCUUGAAAGUUGCAUCAAACCUCUUCAAGAACAUGAGCAGCAUCAAAAGUCGCCUGUCUUUCCUCUUCACCAAGUAUGACAGCGUCGACGAGCACGCUGCGAUUGAAGAGGCCUUCAAAGUCAUCAACGAGCAAGUCCGGAAGUUGCCUGCUGAUGAUCCUUACCGUAUCAUCGUCAAGGCUGUCAGCAACAAGCUGAGGCGCUUGCGCGGAAAAGAAAUUGUCCUCCCACUCGACCCAGAUCGCAUAGUUGAUCACCUGAACGGCAUGCUUGAGAAGGGUCCUGUCAACGCUAGGAACGUGGCCGACCAGCCAUCCCUCCUCUCCACGUCUGAGACUGCAAUGGCUGACCAGGCUCGCCUCAACCUCGAUGCCAUCCAGUUUGCCAUGGAACGUGGCGAGUACGACCUCGCCGUUCAGCGCGUCAAGGAACUGCAGGACCUGCAGGAGGUGGUGCCGUCCGAGGAGGUGACGCGAGGCAUGCGGGACGCUCAGCAGGCGAUUGUGCAGCACCUUACGCGUGAGUUCAACGCUGUGGUGGAGCGCAUCAACGAGUUCAAGGAUGCUUCCACCGGCUUCAUUGCCGUGGAUGUGCUGGACACCCUCACCGCCAUCGGCAACGCCACCCGCUUCUUCCAACACGAGCUGCCAAACCUCGACCUCUCCGCCGUCUCUGCAGAGGUGACGGCCUCCGCCCUUGGCGACCUGGUCAACACACUGCAGCGGGACGUGGGCCGCGCUGAGCUCUCCGCCCACGCGCGCGUCAACCAGGCCAACAAGCUGCGCACCCUCGUCAGCGCCAUCAGCAGCAUCCCUGCCGAGCGGUACGAGAGCGCUGCGCAGGGCCUCGCAGACGAAGUGCUUUCGAUGCAGCGGCGUGCUGUUGAGGCGCUCGAACAGCGACAGCUGCACGAGGCAGGCGAUCUAGGCACAGCCACGCUGCAGGCUGCAGACGCCUUUGCCGCCCACCUCGACGCCACCCGCACGGCCCAGCUGACAGGCGCCAGCGUGGGCUCCAGUGGCGCCGGCAGCAGCGGCAGCACAUCGUCAACAACAACAACAACAACAACAACAACAACGACGACGACGAGCACUGCCAGCAGCCAGAAGACCAGCGCCAGCAGCCUCCCUCAGCAGGUGGGCGAGUUCACCGGCCAAGUCGAAGUCGAAGCAGGGACCGCCCAGUCAGCGUCGCAGCGCAUUGCUCCCUGGCGGGAGGCGUUCACCAAGUCAUUGUUGGCUCUGAUCCGUCACCCAUUUCAGCAAGCUCGUCACGCCCUCUCCGAACUCACCCCAAACAACUUGGGCCUGAAAGGACAGCCCGCUGUGGACGCGUUGGCAACAGCGCUGGCCCUCAUCACCGAUGUGCAGAAGACGCCUCGGCUUGCAGCCGUCAUCGGCGCUCAGCAGCUGGAGUCGCUACUCGACCAGCUUGUGUUCGUGUGCGACGAGCACCUCACCCACAUCAUCGAUGAGAUCAAGCGCGUGUGCCAGCAGGACCUGACCGACGCUCUUCAGCAGGCAGAGCCGCUUGUGAUCCACCUCAUCCGAUUCCGCGACUUGCCCUCCGUAGACUUGGCGCGAAAGUACGCCCGCCACGAGGCCGCAGCGCGUGCAGAGGUUGUCCAGGUCGUUGGCACUGCCCAACAGCUCGUGCGCGACAUUGUUGGGCACAAGCUCUUCAACAAAGACAACGCCGCUUACCGAGACAGGGCAUUUUUGCCGGGCUUGUUGCAAGCCCUCAAAGCGGCCACGUUUGCUAACCAGCUGCAGCCAAACAUGAUCGACACGACCAUCGAUACGCUGAUCCGCAACGUGCGAGAUGAGGCCUACCAAUUCGUUGCGGUCGCCACCCGCAUGCCCAUCCAGCUCGACAACCCCGACAUUGUUCCUGAUGUGGCGGAUGCAAUCGACCAGCUCUCCGGUUUGCGUGCAUUGGGCAGCGUCCUCGAAGGUGUCGAUGAGGGCUACACCAAGGCCAUUGAUCAUGUAAACGCAGGUGUUCAGCAUAUCAUCGAAGACACGGAACGGUUUUUCUCUGAAAUCCCAAAAGCCCCUGCCACCACCAACGCUGACGCGAGCGAUGGCGACACGCGCCUUGACUUCCAGCUCGACCUGCGACGUGUGCGCCGCAUUCACUACUUCCUCCACAAGGCGACAAAGGAGUGCAUUCUCAACCACUACAUUGCCAGCAUCAACGAUUUGAAGAACCUGCUGGAGGUCUCCAUGAUCAGCUAUGGCGUCUACAUCAGUAAAUGCCUCUCCCACAUCAGCACCGACGUGCUCCAAACGUUCGUGGACGAAGCGGCUUCCGAUCUGGCGGCCGCCACCAAACGCCUGAGGACUGCUUGCCUCACGCUCCAGAUCCGACUAGAGGACCUGCAGCGCAUGGAGAAAGACUUUCCGGAACUGCAUGAGCUGGCGUUCCAGACCACGCCACGAGAGCUCAUCCUCUUGCGUCAGGAUGCACAACAUCGAGAAACCGAGUGCGAGCACCUCAAACACAGAGGCUUGCUGCCGGAAUUACACCGUCACGUGCUGGCUGCAGGCGUUUUGCGUCAACUUGACGGCGUCCUCGAUCUCCCACCAGGCGGCACGUACAACAACCUGUACGAGCGAUUUGUCAAGGCAACGAGCGACUACGAUGAAGACACUCAGCGGCAGUUGACUGAAGCCAUUGACCGCCGUGACUUCGGGCAGGCUGCCACUCUGCUGAGGCGCCUUCGCCACACAGGAACGACACCGCGGCCCACAUUGGACCAGUCAAUUCUCACUGCGGUUGAUGCCGUGUACUCCGAAAGCUGGAAUCUUGCUCGUCAGAUUACAACUUACUUCAUGACGGGUGAUGAGCUGCUCGCUCGGUUUGAAGAUCUCGGACGAGCAUUGCGUGAUGUCAAGUCCACCAACGCCCUGCACGCUGCAGACUUGAAGCUCGUCAGCGACGAGCAGGCCAAGGAGUGGGAGGUCAAGCUCAUCAACAUGCAGCAAUCGAUGCACGAGUUCUUCCUCAGCGAGUGCAUGUAUGCAGAGGAUAACAUGCAGCGGUGUUGCUUUGCACUUGCCAAGGAACAACUCAAUCUCCUACAGGCGUGCCUUGGAGCUGUUGCCCAAGAACUUGAGGGUCUGGACGAUGUACAGGCGCGCAUCAGCGACCUCAAAGCAAGCAUUCUCAAGGGCCCCGAGGAGGCUGUUGCUGCCUUUGAGGGCUUGACAUUGGAGGAAACCACCCGCAACCCACCACAGAUUCUGACGCACCUUGAGCAGGAGAGCGCACACAUCAAGUCAGCGGUGAACGAGCACAUGAGGAAGCUGCUGUCAGAUUUUCGUGCACGAUUGACAGCGGAAGACGUGACAAACGUAAACCAGGAGACAGUGACUCAACACUUGGACCACUUCAAGGCCCUCUGCCCUGACGACAUCCAGCAGCAAGUGGACGUGGUCGCCGAUGAAAUUUUGGCGACGCUUCGCCAGCGCAUCGCAACGCGCGCAAAUCAGCUUGAGGAGCGUUUGGAACAGGAUGACUGGGAUGCUGUCAGGGCAGACGUGGAGGCGGCUCGCAAGCGAACAGGCGGCGAAUUGUCAACCAAGAUCUAUGCGCAACUCACCGCAAAGGUCGAAGCCAUCGCUGAUGAGGCCUUAUGCGCUCUCGACCGAAAACACGGACGCCAAGUGUUGCAGGCCGUGAGGCGUCUCGCCAAGUGCAAGGAGGUUGGCGUGCCAGCUGCCGCAGCAAAGCUGAAGGGGAUCGUGCAGCAAACAAGGACCAAGCUCAGCAAUGAGGUCCACAUUAUUGCUGAUAUGUUGGCCGCCCCACAACUCACCGAGACAGGAGCCGUCACACACGAUGCAGUUGGGGCGUUCGUGAGCAGCUUUAUCUACGCGCUCUAUUUGGAGACGGCAGGCAAUGUUGCCAUCAAGCCGGCGACUCCAGCGGCAGGUGGUGCUGCGCUCAGUCGCUCUCUCAGCUUUGACGAGGCCGGCUCCAUCCUGGAUGACCUCUUCCAACGCGCCCAUUCCUGUUCCGACGCAGCCGCGAAGCUUAUGGAGGACGUGAACAACUUGAAGUCUGCAAUGAAGGAGCUCGAAGCUUCCAAAGUCGACUGGAAACAGUUUGCUGUCGGCAACACAGACUCGCUGGUGUACCAGUGUCGUCUCCUCGCUGCUCUCGGGACAGAACUGGCGAAGCCGUUGAUCGCGCGGGAACUCAACCCUGGACCAGAUGUGGUAGAUGCCUGCAUCAAAUGCAAGGACAACCUGGACAAGGCGCUCAAGGAUGUGGACGAGCUGACGAGCCAGUGGUGCGAAACGAGCCAAUCCAUCGACGUGCUCGACGCUCGUUUCAACGUCAACUCAGAGGAGAGGCACAAGGCCUACUCGCGGCUGUACUGCACCCAGCGCUUGCUUGACCUGACCCAUGACCUCGUCUCCUACGCCAAUAACGGUGGCACUGCCCAGCUGAGACGGGUCAACUUUGCAGAUUUUGUGGACACACAGGAGCAACAGAUCAGCAUGAGGCUCAAGAGUGCGCAAGCGUCCCGCAAGUACGACGAGCUGAAUAGCCUCAUGGACCACCUGAACAACAUUGCUGCGCUCAGAAAUGCCAAGCCACCGCCGUCUCUGGCAAAGUCAGUCGGAUCCAAGCCAAGCUCUCCGUCGAAGGGCAAGCGAGGCAAAGGACGAGGCCGAGGGUCGAAACGAACCCUUCCGGAGCGAUCGAAUGGAGCGCGCCAGGCUUUUCAAACACCAGCGAUGAUGGACCUUCAAACCCAUCUCAUGGAAGAUGCGAACAAGCUGGUCGGCGAGUUGAAGCGCGCAAGAAGCAACGACGCCAUUGCGCGCGCUUUGGUUGAGCUUCAGAAGAUGGCUGACGGCGUGGAGUGUGUUCGUGAUAGCAUCACUCGGCAAGUGAGCGAUUUCCUGGAGGUGUACAACAGGAAGAGCGAGACAAGCAUCCCCAAACUUGGGCUGUGCCUUGAGCAACUCAAGUCGCCCGAAGCACAGCGUGUGCUGCAAGGAUAUGACGUGUUCACUGGGUAUCUGCGUCGCCUCUUCAACAACAAGAUCAGCUCUGUGGGCAUCGACGACGCGCUGAAGACGCUGUUGAAGGAUGGCAUCAAUCACAUGAGUGACAGCCACAAAACGGAUCUCAAGACCAUGUAUGAUGAAUUCUUGAAGCUGUACCACGACAACCUGAAAAUGAUCAAGGAUGGGCAAAAGGCGGUGGACGCCCUUGCUGCUCGUGCCAAGACUUGCGCAGCCAAGGUGAUGGACGAGCCUGAUUUGCACAAGGAUCAGCUCGAUUGGACCGUUGACAUGAAGGAUGCGCUGCCACGACUUGUCGCCAACAUCUUUGGCAUGUGGACGCUGCACCAUGCCAGCAACUCAAACCAGGCACGCGAGGAGCUCCUGCAGCCACACCCUUCCCAAGCCCUGGCCAUCUUCCGCCUGCUUGGCGUUGGCACUGCGAAAGACGAGCUGCACUCCAACCUUGUGCAGGUCCUGACAGGACAAGGCAAAGCCGUCAUCUUGGCUGUCACAGCAUCUGUGCUUGCGCUGUACGGCAUGCACGCCAGCGUCGCCUGCUACUCCGAGUACCUCAGCGUUCGUGACCACAAGGACUUCUCAUUCUUGUUUGACAAGCUUGGCGUGGCUGAUUGUAUCGAGUACGGCACGUUCAACGCCCUGUGCGAGUCGCACAUCAACAAGGAGGGUGACAUCCGCGAGCGCGUGCAGCACCUGAUUCAAGAAGACGAGUUCUGGAAGCCUGGUCUAGUGAAGCGUGCCAAGGACAAAGCAGCUGCCUGGAAGGACAAGGCAGCAAGCUACUUCCCUGGAGGCACCAGCUCAUCCAAGGUCCCACGGCCUCGCGUGCUGUUGAUUGACGAGGUGGACGUGGCACUCGACCCAAGCAUCAUGAGCAACACGUACGCGCCCAACUGCAAAGUGACCAACCAAGCAAUCAGGAAGUUGGUGAUGUUCUUGUGGGACAACCGCGCAAGCAGGCUUACGUUUGCCAGGGUGUCCACCUCCGAGCAAUACCAGUCUGUGCUGUCCUCACUGCAAGCCCCCUAUCACGGUCUCCUCCGAAGCUGCGUGAACGCCAUGAUUAUUGACCUGCAAUCGUAUGAGAACCACGGGUACGUGUUUGAGGGCGGCCGCAUCGGUUACAAGCUGCACGACACCAUCAACUACAAGAUGCGCAUGCGCUACAAGACCUUGUUUGCGCUCAUGCACGAGCUUGAGAAGGCCGGAACAGAUGUCCACCGAUCAAAGGACGUCAACACGGAACUCACCUUCCUCAUCAACUGUGGCGCCUUCUCGUACUUUGAGGUGCAGCGCACGUUCGCCUGCACACUCGGUGUGACGGGCACGCUCAAGGACCUGUCUGCUCCCGAGUUCAAGGUUUUGAAGGAAGACUACGGCAUUCAGACAUGCACGGUGAUGCCGUCCAUGUUUGGCGCGUCGCAGCUCAAGCCGUUUGAGGCAAACGACCUGAAGAUUGUGCCCGCUGACCAGUACCAUCUGACCACCACCCAGGAGAUUCGCAAGCGCCAUGGACAGGGCCGUCCGGUGAUUGUUCUGUUUGAGACGGAGAGAGACUUGCAAGAGUACUACCGGCACGACUCCCUUGGCGCCCUCAUGCAGAACGUGCAGAUUCUGAGCGAGACGCUCUCCGCUUCAGAGAAGGAGACGAUUGUGCGCAAGGCAACGCAGCAGAAGCGCAUCACCCUUUGCACCCGCUCGUUUGGGCGCGGCGUGGACUUCCAGGUGCGUGACCCGGCCAUCCCAGACAAGGGCGGCGUGCACGUGCUGCAAACGUUCUUGGCAGAGACGAUGGCUGAGGAGCGGCAGUGCAUGGGCCGCACGGCUCGGCAGGGUGAGCCAGGCAGCUACUCGAUGGUGCUGUGCCGUGAGCAGCUAGAGAAGUUUGAUGUGGACUUUGAAGCGCUCGACAAGCAGGAGAGCAGUCACGAGCUGCGCAAGUAUCUUCACAAGAGGCGGGAUGAGGCGUUUGCGAAGAAGUUCAAGCAGUCGUACGAGAUUGCGCGGGCUGUGAAGAAGGAGCACGAGGAAUCGAUGGCGUUCCUUGAGGAACUGAGUGACGAGCGCAAGGCUGAAGUGGUGAAGAAGCUUGAGAAGUGGAACUACACGCGCGAGGUGGCCUCCAAGGUCACGCGCACAUUCUACGCACUCGAUUGCACGUGCUCCAUGGGCACAAAUCUCAAGAAGACGGCACAGGUCAUUGGCGUGGUCUUUGAGCGCAUCGAGAAGAUCCUCACAGAUGCCGGCUUGCUUGGCAACAGCGACGUUGCAGUGCAGCUGGCGGCAUACCGCAACUACAACGUGGAUGCAGACCAGCUGUUGCAGGUGUCUGGGUGGGAGCAGAACCCGCUUGCGCUGCGGCAGUUUCUGUUUGGCCUGGACGUGAACGGUGGCUGGGGCAACGAAGCGAUUGAGGUUGCGCUUCACCGCGCCAACAUGGAGAAGGGCGUGUCGCAGGUGAUUUUGAUUGGCGACGCACCAGCCAACUCCCCAGAUGAGGUGGCUGCUAAGCGCAACCAUCGUCGUGAACGUUACUGGUCCAAGUUUCCCGAGUUUGCCAAAUCCACGACCGCGGAGGCAGAGCUGCGAGAGCUGGCAAGCAAAGGCAUCCCAGUUCACGCCUUCUUCAUUGAUCCUCGCGCCAAGAACUUCUUCAGACACGCUGCUCAGAUGACUGGUGGGCGCUGCGAGUUCCUGGACAUUGAGAAGGCGUCUGGCGCCGACCAGCUCACGAAUCUUGUUUCCGAAGAGCUGCUGCGGCGCGCGGGCGGCGAACAAGGCAACCAACUCGUCGACACCUAUCGAGCCACCUUCUGCAAGUGA
This is a messenger RNA of Salpingoeca rosetta, 9009 nucleotides long. RefSeq names its product helicase. Gene Ontology annotation, molecular function: ABC-type protein transporter activity; ATP binding. Lineage: Eukaryota; Choanoflagellata; Craspedida; Salpingoecidae. Bases 1 to 9009 code for a protein of 3002 amino acids. Gene Ontology annotation, cellular component: membrane. Gene Ontology annotation, biological process: protein import; protein targeting. The transcript is spliced from 3 exons. The record is from RefSeq and is a predicted model, not a curated record.